Messenger RNA from Neurospora tetraspora, 8986 nucleotides. RefSeq lists its product as uncharacterized. Bases 184 to 8694 code for a protein of 2836 amino acids. The transcript has 2 exons. NCBI's taxonomy places the organism in Eukaryota, Fungi, Ascomycota, Sordariomycetes, Sordariales, Sordariaceae. The record is from RefSeq and is a predicted model, not a curated record.
CCCAAAGUAAACAAUUGCUAGCAUUCAGAUCCGCACCUUUUGGAUAGGAGGUUUAUGCGCAUGCGCCCUCUGAUGCAUCCUUUGCUAACAUUUACAUAUUUGCUUGACCAUCCACUCCAUUAACUGCGCUAUACCCACCACCACCAUCACACAGGGCCUCAUGCGCCCACAACCAGGGCUGCCAUGGACGAGGACGAAGACGCGUCCAUGAUGUCGGUCGACGACAUUUCGUCGUCCACGGAUCCACUCCUCGAGACGGCCGCCACGCCAGCCUCUCGCUCCGUGACACCAGCUAUCCCAGCCCACCUCCCCGCAUCGGCGCGUCGCGGUUCCCGUAGAAACCAGCCCACUCCACGAACACAACGAGUCCAAGCCCUCCGAGAAAGCACGCCGAGAAAGCGCAUGUUCGAAUUGGACGUUGGAGACGCGCGAUCGCCCCAGCGCCUGCUGGUCACUGUCGAAGCCGAGUCCUCGAGAGUUACUUCAAGAAGCAGUGUUAGUCGCCGUCUGUUUCAGCACUCGACGCCAACCGCUCGCAGCAUCCGCGAAAGAGAAAGGACGACUUCGGUUACGGUUCCCUUGCGCGGCGUGGAGGAUGAUGGCGACGACGAUAUUACUCGACUUGGCGAGUUUGUUACACCGAGGCCGCGCGGAAGGCCACCACGAACAGCUACUCCAGGCACGGCCUUGCGCUCCGAGACACCAAAGACGACGACUCGCCCGAUGCGACCAGCGACCCCCGGGUUCCGACUGCGCGAGAGACGAUCAUCGUCCAAGGACGUUCUAGAUUCGGAUGUCACAAUCGAUUUCAGCAAGCUCGGGUUUACACCAGGUACAAAGCGGCGGAUAAGCUUGACACCAGGGCCCAGCAGUCGUGCGCCGAAGCGGAGAAAGGGUGUUUCGCCGGUGAGACAGCCUAGUCUGCUGGGUCCGGGCUCUGCGCGAAGGAAACGAGGCCGUCCGAGGAAGCAUUCGAUUGCACACGACGAGUUUUCGGCACUGAUAGACCGAGAUCUUACGGCGCUCAAAGAAGACGACUCCGACCAUGAGCCUGGGCCCGAAGCGCAAUCCAGGCGCGACCAACAAGACCGAAACCGAAAUCGGAAUCAGGAACCCAUCCGUCGCGAGCGCAUUGUUCAACGAGUACCGUCAAACGUUAUCUUGGGCAAUACAGGUGUUGGAGCUCCCUCGAGUGAUGCCCCUAGGCCUGACGAGUCGGAAGGCGACUUAUGGCUGGACAACUCGUUUAACCCACCUCAAGACACACCGGCCGCUCGACGAUGGAACGGGGCACCUAGAGCGCAACCCUCCAGGGUCGAUCAGCUGCGACCGGAACCCGCGCGUCGAGAAACACCCCAGUUAGAGUCGGAACUUUCACAUGGAGAUGAGUACGUCGAGUUCGCAGACUUUGGUGGUGGCGAAUCGCAUAGCGACAUCGAAUCGGAGCUCGACGAUGACAAUGCGACACCGAGGGAUACACCAGUUCAGCCAACAGAAACUAGGUUGCCAGGCGAAGAAUUCACCAUGAUAGAUCCAUAUUCGCUACUAUCUAUGCAGCAAAUUUCGAGCUAUGUCGAGGAGCAAGGGCACGAAGCAGCGCAAAACGAGGAUGCUCGUGAUGGCGACACGACAAGCUUUUACAUCAGUAAGACGAUCGGGUCGUUGCGAAUAAGUCAGCAGGAAUCGGACGACCGAUCAAGUCAUAAUAGGACAAUCGAUUAUUCUGUCAACCCCAAUUUGACGACUACGCCAAGGGCACCCCUUCCCAGUUACGACCCGCUAUAUCGAUAUUCGACGGGAGAUAACAGGGGAGAGGCCGAGGUGGUGGAGGAAGUAGAGGAGGAUGAUGCGCAUGAGGGCGAAGAGUCUCUGGAAAGGCACCAGAACCAACCAGGUCCAGGACCGGAACAAGAUUCGGAACCAGAGCCAGAACGAGAGGAAGAACGGGACCCGGAUCUGGAUCGCGAACCAGAGUCGGAACUUGUGCUUGAGCCUGGGUCCGAUGCUGGAUCGGAACCGAAACCCGAAUCAAGGUCUGAACGUGGAAAGGAGGCAGAACCACAACAUGAGCCUGCAUCCGAGCCCGAAGAAGAGCCUGAAGAAUCCGACAUAUGGUUUCAAAAAGAACCACGAAAGCGACAACAACGAGAGCCGCGCAAGGGGAAAACGCAUGAACCAGAACCGGAACCUGGGCCGAAACCCGCGUCAGAAUCCAGUAGUUGGGUUCGGGCAGAACAAAGACAAGAACAUCAACACCGAGUACAGUUGGAAUCUAGCCUUUUGCAUCAGCGGCAAGCAAAUCGAACAAGUCGCCUGGAACGCGAACGGGAAUUAGAAUUUGAGCCAAUAGCUGGGAACACGCCAGACUUCGAACCCUUGCCUGAACAGCGGUCCGAAUCACCACAAGAACCUGAACGUGAGCCGGAGUCUGAACCUCACCAUGAAGAGGAACAGGAGCAGGAGCAGGAGCUUGAGGAUAACCUGGAGUAUGAGCAACAGCAGGAAACCGAAGCAGAAGUACGGCAAGAACAAGCACAACAGCCCAAGUCAUUGUGGGUAAAGUCUCCACACCAACAGAAACAUCGGUCGCUUGAAAGACAACUGGACGUAGAUGUCCGUGGUAACGAUGGGAUGGAUUCGUCAAACCGGUCUCUGGACUAUGACCAAUUCGAAAGACAGGAAUCAAGCGUCCUAUAUCACGGCCACCUUCGAAGAGAAUCGCGAGGCGCUCUGCCACCUGAACCAUCAAGUCCGUUAUUUAGAAAAUCUCAGACAGAUGUUCAGCAACAGACAACAAAGACAAGCAUCCAGCCCUCUGUUGAGCGGCCUUCAUCUACCCCAUCUCCUGUCCCUCCAGAACCCCGCGACUACGACUUUCAGUACGAUUUCGGUUCUCAUGCCAACGUAGAGGCCGACGACGACGCCGAGCUUGACGAUGACGAGCAUAGACAGCCCACCGAGUCCGCCGAGCCCGCUCUAGACGAUGAGAUGCCUUCCUCUCCCCCAACUGGAAGCUUCUCCCGACACGAGCAGCAGCGCCCCGAACCUCCAUUACGCCGAGUCCGAUCGAAUUCGAACGAAACCCCGGCCGACCGACUUACAUCCUUGACCUCGCCAGGUCUUCCGGCUCUUAACCCUCAGAAUCUGAUGCCCCCACCCGACUCACAGAACCGGCCGGCUCUAUCCCCAAUCAUCAGAGCUGGUGAAGCACUGCGGCAGGUAACCUCGGACCCUCCGUCGCCUCCAGGUAGGGGAAGCUUUUUGCGCAGUCCCUUCCGAGGGAUGCCUGGGGUCAAAGACAGCCAUUCGCCGUCACCGUCAGCCUCUAGGGCCUCCCAGUCCCAGGCUCAGCCUCAACCUCAGCCGUUGCCCCAAGCCCAAUUUGACAAUACUCCUAAUCAGCCCGAAAGAUCGGGUUUUGGCUUAUUCAACUCAAUUAAGAAUUUGGUGGCCCAAGGAGCACAAGUUUUAUCGCCACGGAAUGCUUCGACGCAAGCUUCCGUUGAUGCCGGGGAAAGCUCAAGACAAGCAUCAGCCACCGCUGGCAUCACUACUAGUGCCGUUGACAUUGUUAUGGACGACCCAUUCGGUCCAGAUCCGCCCGGGUCUUCUAGAGGAAGCACCGGGCGCAACCCGCUCUUUGGCAGCAUGAUGAGCAAGCGUGGUUCCGGAAGUCAAGACGCCAGCGGCACUGCCAGUGCCAGUGCCAGCGCCAGCACUAGCUUUGAGAGGCAAAGCCGCGCGAGUACCGGUUCUGAUAGACAAGCUUAUGGCCACAAUGGCUUUGGCAGGCAAUCUGAGGAUGUUGCCAGCUUUGGGAGAGGAAGGCAAGGCGAUGCUGGCUUUGGCAGCCAACGCCAAGUCUUCGGGGAAUUGCAUGCUCAAGGCGAUGCUGGCUUUGGCAACCAACGCAAAGUCUUCGGGGAAUUGCAUGCUCAAGGCGAUGCUUGCUUUGGCAACCAACGCCAAAUCUUCGGAGAAUCGUAUGCUCCGGGCUGCACCACCGGCUUUGAAGGACCGGCGCAAGCGGAGACUAGCUUCAGUGGACGAAGUCAGGCCAACACCAGCUUUGACCGACAAGCCAAUGCCAGCACAACCUUUGACAGAUCUCAAGCUCAGGCCAGCAGCAGCUAUGCCAUAAAACAACCUUCAGUGACUACCCGUUUCGACACACAGCGUCAAGCAAACACCAGCUUCGGACAUCCUCCAGCUGAGUCUAGCACCACUCAUGGCAGACAAGCUCAAGCCGAGACCAGCUUCGGCAGUCACCGUCAAGCUAGCACCAGUUCUUCCACCAGACAAGCUCAACCCAACACCAGCUUCGGCAGCACAAACAAGGCCGCUUCCUCCUUCUCCGAGCGCGAGCGCGAGCGCGAGCGUGAAAAGUAUGAGCAUGAGCAUGAGGCAAUGGACUGGCAAGCAGAGGAAUCCAGUCACAGUCAAGAAAUCAACGUGACCCGCGACAGGUCCGCCUCCGCGAGCCUUGGUUUCCACGACAGCAGCGGCCAUAAUUACAGCUCUGGAGGGGAGCGUACUACUACUCGGGAGGAAAACUCUACUCGGAGAUCAUCAGCCAGAAGUGAGGAUCAUCAUCGGGAACCCGAACCCGAACCCGAAGCUCGUCAUCAUAGGGAAGUCAUCGAGGUUGAAACGGUGACUGAAGAAAGAGAGGAAGAGCGAAUAUGGGGAGGCUACGGAGGUGAUGCCAGGGCCAGGUCCAGCUUCAGGGAGAGUAGUCAUUCUGGCAGGAGACAUGGACGGCCGGAAAACUCUACUCUGAGAAGAUCCGUGGGAGAAGAGCGGGAACCCAAAGCUCGCUUUAGGGAAAGCGUCGAAGUUGAAACGGUGACCGAAGAGAGAGAGGAAGAGAGAAUCUAUGGAGGGGGUGAUGCCAGGUCUAGCAGUUUCAGGGAAAGUAGUAACCACUCUAGGAGACAUGGACGGGAUGGCCACCGGCAUGGUUCUUCUCGGCAUGGGUCUCGGCAUGGGUCUCGGCAUGGGUCUCGGCACAGGUCGUCGGAAGAACGGGAGACGAGGGAAGAGCGGGAACGAAGGGAAGGAAGGGAGCGGGGAAGGAGGGAGGUGACGGAAGAGAUUGUGGAGGAGGUACGGGAGGAGGAGUAUGAGCAUGAGCAUGAGAGCGAACACUAUCACUCGGGGGGUCGUCACUCGAGUGGUCGUGAGGAGGAAAGCCGCCGACACGGGAGCUCCCGCUCUAAUCGGUCUGACGACCGAGGUAAAGCUUCGUCUUCUCGGCAGAGGUCGGAAAAGCAAGAGACGAGGGAAGAUCGGGAAAGGAGAGAACGAGGGGCGAGAGAGGUGACUGAGGAAAUUAUGGAGGAGGUCCGGGAAGAGUACGAGCACGAGAGCGAACACUAUCACUCCGGUGGGCGUGGCGAGGAGAGCCGCCGACAUGGGAGCUCCCGCUCCAACCGAUCCGACCGGGGUAAAGCUUCGUCUUCUUCUUCUUGGGAUCAUGGUCACCGUCAGCGAAGUUCCGGAGAACAGGAAGCGAGGGAAGUGCGGGAGGUGACGGAAGAGAUCGUGGAGGAGGAGCGGCGUGAGUAUGAAGAGGAAAGAGGCGGUCGCCAAUCGAGUCACGUUGAAGAAAGUCACCGCCACUGGUCGCGUGGGCCGCGCGGGUCGCAGUCCAGCCGAGCUAGCGAUUCAAGGCGAGAUGAUCACCGACGAGGCUCAAAGGAACGGGAAACCAGAAAGGUGACCGAAGUGGAGGACGAGCGGCAUGAGUAUGAAGAAGAAAGGGAAGGGCAUCACUCAGGGUAUGUGGAAGAAGGCAGCCACAGACAAGAGUCUCAGUCCGACCGAGGCGGAGGUUCCUGGCGGCGUGACCACCAGCGAAGUUCGACAGAACGUGAAAGGAGCGAGGCGGAGGAAACCCGAAAUGACUAUGCGGAGGAAAGUCAAGAGCACCGGGCGAGUCGUGGUUCGGAACAAAGUCGCCAAGGCGAGUCGCUGCUCGAGCGUGGUAGGGCUUCCUCGCGAGGUGAUCAACUGCGAAGCUCGAGAGCGCCACAAGUGACUGAAGUGGAGAAGGCUCGCCACGAGAACUACACCGGAGGUGAAGACUACGAUAUUUCCCAUACGGACGAACACCAUCAACGUGAAGAAUCUCCGCUUGAGCAGCGGACAGACGACCACGAGCACGAGCAAGACCACCGGAUGGAUCAUAUGGAAGAAGAAAGCCACCACCAAGACGAACAGCGGGAGCAGACGCAGGGGCAGGAUGAAGAGGAGGAAGAAGAAGAAGAGGAGGAUCUCUUCCUCCUCGAAGCCAUGCGUUCCUCUCCCGCAGUCAAAGCCAAAUCUCACUUGAAGGAGAAUGAUCCUGUCGGCUUUCUUCCCUCCACCCACCAGCCCCAACCGAGCUCCCGCUGGCAAUCAAACAAGAGCCAGAUGGUUCGCGAUCAGCUGAACACAGCUGCAGACAAAAGCGACGAGCUGGAAGAGUUUAGCCUGCUUCACUCCAAUCGGGCCAGGAAGUUCCGGCCUGCGUUAAAGCCGGUUCCGAACAAGAAGGCGAAUCUUUCGGGCUUCUUUUCGUCGCCUGCACCUAUUCCGGAGUUAAGCUUACAGGGUCCAGAGGGUAAUGCUUCUCUUCUGCCUGAACCCAAAGUCCACGAUAGGCAGAGCCAAGCCAACGGAAAGGUGUCAUCGGGUUCGGGAAUCCUUUCGGAAAGGUCACAGAAUCUUGCUACAGGCCAGGCUGAGCGGAAGCUGGGAACGACUCCUAUAGGUCGCGUUCCAUCAUCUCAACAUCUCUCCGUGCCAGUUUCCCAGAAGCCGUUUCAGCCUUCACCUCUGGGUACAGCUCCCGUGUUGUCAGGGCAACCCUCACGACCCCUGCAACCGGCCCAGCGUGUACUUCGGCACUCUUCCUCAAUCAUCGGCUCCUCUUCACCACCACAGUCUGGAAGCAUCUACACUCCGGUCCCGCAGAAACAGAAUUUCACUCCCAUGCGACGCGAACCAGGGGCUAAGCUCCCCUUGUUCGAACGGGGCGGCGGAACAAAGACCACUGUCACGACUGCUGUACCGCUCAAAGACGACAAUUCAGGCUCAGGCACCACUCCGAAUUCGAUAACUGACAAACCUAAGCAGUUGCUGUUUGGUAUAAAGGAGUCCAUUUCCAAGCUGUUCUCGGACCCGCCCGCUAAGAGCGUUGAAUACGGACCGAACGAGGAGAAUGAAGAGGAGCAAGCGCCUGAAGAGGACAUGGACGACUACGACGAGAUAGUGGAACUCGAAGAAGAACAAUCAUCUACCGAGGAAAGUUUCGAGCCACCACCGCUCAGAUCUCUGCCCGACAAGAACUCUUCCCCUAUCAAGUCUGCCUUGCGACCGCCGACUAAGAGUCGCACGCCCGGUCGUGUGGUGGAGUUUGCCAAUAGCGUCCGACAGUCGCCUACUCCGAGACGCAACGCAGACGUUGAACAGAGGCGUCCUGUGUUUGGGGGUCGUUCCACUCCAGUGAUUAUCACCAGCUCGCCCAGUACCCACACGGAGAGCAGUCCUGUUCCUAGUCCAGCUGGCUCGGAGAGGAUUCAGGAGAACUCGCCUGAGAGGUGCGAGGAGGACUACCAGGACGAAGAACACAAACCGGACGACGAGGCAGAGAUGCACAUGGAUAUGGAUAUGGACAUGGAUGAGGAUAUCGAAUGGUACGAGCAUGAACCGGCGCAAGCACCAGCACCAGCACCAGCACCAGCACCAGCACCAGCACCAGCACCAGCACCAGCACCAGCACGGGCACUGCCGAGAGCGCCGCCGCCAAUCCCUCGCCCACUGAGCCCUGGACGAGGACGGCAACGACAACAGCAACUACAACCACAACCACAGGUUGCUGCUGCAUCACGUCAACCACCGCCACCACCACCGCUCAUCAAACCCACAUCCACCCUCGAAAACUCCCCGGUCAUCCGCUCCGGCGUCUCUCUCUUCGGCCACGGUCGCCGCAGACCACUACCGCCUCCCAUCCCUCCUUCCAACCGCAACAUCGUCACGCCUCUCCAGCCUUUGCAGCCUCUGCAGCCGCUCUACCCUCCCCUACCACCACUUUCCUCCUUCACUCAACAACAACAACCCUCUGAGCCCUCGACCUCGAUGUCGACCUCGACCUCUCAACACCAUAAUGGCCAAGCUUCCACCGGUGCUUCCACCUCAGCCGCCGCUUCCGCCACCACCACCACCACCUCUCACCACCACCAACUCCCAACCCAGGAACCCCUCCCCCCGCCCACCCCCCUCUGGACCACCUCCCACUGGGCCAUCCUCUCCACCGUAAUCCACAACCACCGCAACAACCCGCCCUCCCUCAAAACCCUCGCCAAAGGAAAACGCAAACUCCUCCCCUCCAACCUCCAACGCUUCCUAGGCCAAACCUUCACCCCCUCCCCCGACCUCACUCAACACGACCCCCUUACCGGUCUUCCCAUCGACGAGUCCGUGGUGAUCGAGCAAUGGCAUUUGGACGUCGUUUACGAUUUCCGGGAGAUGUUUAGACGGGCGUGGGGGAGUGAUGAACUUUAUGGAGGUGUUUUCGGGAUGGAUGAGGAAGAAAAGGGGGGGUGGAGCGAGGGGGAGAUUGUGAGGAGGGUGUAUGCGUUCUUGGUGGGGGAGAGGAGGAGGGUGGAGGGACGGGUUGAUAGGGGGAGGAGAAGGGGUGUUGUGUGCUAGGGUGUUAGAGGGUGUUGGUGUUGGUGUUGGUGUGUGUGUAAUGUGGAUGUACUUGUUGUGAGGAGGAGAUUAGAUAGGGGUGUAGGAAGUACUAUAGGAAGAAGAUGAAGGGUUCUAGAACAGAAGAGAAGAGAGGAGAGUGGAGGAAGGAUAGAAGAAGAAGAAAGGACUGGAUACCCAAAGUAUGGAUGCAUGAGUAGGAGAUCCCAAGUUGUUAAGGGUUCUUUGUACAAACAUUGGUUGUUUCUAGUUUCUGAAAUUUGGACAUACAAUAUCACAUUUUUGCAACAAA